Messenger RNA from Coffea eugenioides, 1494 nucleotides. RefSeq lists its product as uncharacterized. The transcript has 9 exons. The record is from RefSeq and is a predicted model, not a curated record. Gene Ontology annotation, molecular function: acyltransferase activity, transferring groups other than amino-acyl groups. The coding region runs from base 185 to 1114 and encodes 309 amino acids. Lineage: Eukaryota; Viridiplantae; Streptophyta; Magnoliopsida; Gentianales; Rubiaceae.
AUUCCACCAUUUUAUCCAUUUCCAAAAUCGUUACUCAUAAAUCUUCUUUCUUUUUCUUUUUCUUCUUCUUCUUCUCCUUCCGAAUACUUCCAGAAUUAUUCCUACAAAAUAUAUUCUUCUGCUAUGUGAUAAUUGAAAAACCAGAAAAUUUUUUAGAAAAGAGAAGAAAAAGACGAAGAAGAAGAUGGAGCUGAGAAGCAAAUUCAUGCCGGAAUUCAAAGUCCGGCAACAACCACCGCAAUUCACUUGGCUUCUCUCGAGGCGUAAGAGAUACGAAAAGCACGAAGAACCUCUGAUCGUCCUUGCCGUUUUCAAUAAUAAUAGGGAUACAUUUCCUGCUUCACACUUUAGAUUAAAGCAUCUCGAAGUCCAUUGUAAUGAUGAUCAGCGGAUCCGACACUCUUCCUUUCAUAAGAUUGAGAGCUCAAAGAUGCCUGAGCUAUCUUUUAACCGGCUUCAACUUACUGAUGAGGAAUACUGUGGAUCACACAUCCGAAAGUUUGGUCGGUUCAUUGCUCGUGAGACGAUUCUGGAUGAAGAAUAUUGGACAGCAGCAUGGCUACGAGCAGAAGCGCAUUGGGAGUCAGUCUCUUAUAUGCGGCAUGUAGAUACUUAUAAGAGAAAAUAUGCUGAACAGGAGUUCUAUGCUCUCAAGCGGAGAUGUUUUGGGCAGGAAGGAAAUUCAUUGAAGUGCACUUGUUUUGUUGCUGUCAAGAAGGAAGAGAAGAAUGUUAGAAGAACUGUUCUGAACAGUGUUGUGGGCACUUUGGACCUGAGUAUUCGCCAGUUUGUGCAAGGAGAAGCAUAUCCUGGGGAGGUAAAAAGAGUGUCACCAGUCUUGGUGAGCCAUGACCCCUUUGAUGCACACAAGUAUGCAUACAUUGCAAAUGUUUGUGUUGCAAAGUUUGCCCGACGUCAGGGUAUUGCUACAAACAUGCUGUAUUUGGCUACUGAAGCUGCCACCUUAGCAGGUACGAAGCAAUUGUUUGUUCAUGUGAAUGCUGACAACAUGCCAGCUCAAGAGCUUUACAGAAAAACUGGCUUUAAGAUUGUUGAGGCUGCUUCGUCUCCUCUCUCGAAAGAUCAGAGGCUGCUGAUGUCCAUGGAACUCUGAGCUGUGACAUUAUGUUGCAUCAUUUCCUUAAGACUGUGAAGUUGUAGCAGUAAAAGUACUUCGGACGCAAAAGUUGAUGCCAACAGCCUGUUGGUUUUUUAAGGCAUAUUUGGUUGGCGUGAUUCAGUUACAAGAUUAUAGGGAAGCAAUGUAUACCAUAUCUGAUGUAAAUUUCUACGUCUUGAAUUAGAGGCUGCUUUUAUUCCUCUGUCAAAGAUCAGAGGCCUCUAAUGUUCAAUUGUGAUCUGAAGUUUCUCAUCAAGGAAUGAAGAUAAUUACAGCAGAUUUGUGUAAUCUGUAACAUAUGUUAAAAUCCCCAGUAUCUUGUUGGUUUUCUGCAUAAUAUUUGAUCCAGUGUGCUGUUGGUUUUCUGCAUAAUA